Messenger RNA from Epinephelus fuscoguttatus (brown-marbled grouper), 4734 nucleotides. Its product is annotated as aminopeptidase N-like. The record is from RefSeq and is a predicted model, not a curated record. Gene Ontology annotation, cellular component: cytoplasm. Gene Ontology annotation, biological process: proteolysis; peptide catabolic process. Gene Ontology annotation, molecular function: metalloaminopeptidase activity; peptide binding; zinc ion binding. The transcript has 21 exons. Lineage: Eukaryota; Metazoa; Chordata; Actinopteri; Perciformes; Serranidae. Bases 40 to 2916 code for a protein of 958 amino acids.
GCACUGUCUCAGUGUGUUGCUCCAGUACAGGCAGACAACAUGGGAAAAGGUUUCUUCAUCAGUAAAGCUGUUGGAAUAGUGGGUAUCAUCCUGGGUGCGGGGGCCCUGGCUACUAUCAUAGCUCUGUCUGUUGUUUACUCACAGGAAAAGGCAAAGAAUAAUCAGGUUUCGCCAGAAACAACAACCAAACCCCCUGUCACGACACCUGCUCCUUCAAAUGAACCUUGGGACCAGUAUCGACUGCCCAAGAACCUGGUGCCGGACCACUAUAAUGUCACCCUGUGGCCACGACUGACUCCAGAUGAGACAACUAAACUCUACAUCUUUACUGGUCAUUCCAGUGUGGAGUUCACGUGUGCUGAGGAGACAGAUCUGAUUCUUAUCCACUCCAAUAAGCUGAACUACACCAAAUUUGAGAAUGACAUCAUGGCGAAGCUCACCUCAGUCAGUGGGGCCAAAGCCCCCUCAAUCAAGUCUUCCUGGCUCCAGACUGUGACUCAAUACUUGGUCAUACAUCUGGAUGGUAAACUGAAAAAAGACCAAAAGUACCACCUGUACACUGAAUUUACUGGAGAGCUGGCUGAUGACCUGGGAGGAUUCUACAGGAGCGAAUACAUAGAGGAUGGAAAGAAAAAGGUUGUUGCCACUACUCAGAUGCAGCCGACAGAUGCCAGGAAGGCUUUCCCCUGUUUUGAUGAGCCUGCUAUGAAAGCUAUUUUCCACAUCACGCUGAAGCACGACAGUGGAACUGUAGCCCUGUCCAAUGGCGAGGUAAAAGGAUCAAGGACUGAAAAUAAUAUCCAGACAACAGUUUUUAAGCCAACUGAGAAGAUGUCCACCUACCUGUUGGCAUUCAUUGUCAGUGACUUUGCCUUCAUCAGUAGCACCAUUGAUGAUGUUUUGAUCCGCAUCUUCGCCCGGAAGUCGGCUAUUAAUGCUGGUCAAGGAGAGUACGCCCUUAACAAAACUGGACCAAUCCUUAAGUUCUUUGAGAAAUAUUACAAUUACAACUACCCUCUGCCCAAGUCUGAUCAGAUAGCUCUACCAGACUUUAAUGCUGGAGCCAUGGAGAACUGGGGUCUGAUCACAUACAGAGAGACAGCACUGCUCUACGAUGAAGCAUUCUCCUCCAACUCCAACAAAGAGAGGAUUGCUACCAUCAUCGCUCAUGAACUGGCUCACAUGUGGUUUGGUAAUCUGGUGACCCUGAGGUGGUGGAAUGACUUGUGGCUGAAUGAAGGCUUUGCAUCUUAUGUUGAGUACCUGGGAGCAGAUAACGCUGAACCUAACUGGAAAGUGAAAGACCUCAUCGUGCUCGGCGAUGUCCACAGAGUGUUCGCUGUUGAUGCCCUGGCCUCUUCUCACCCUCUAUCCUCUAAAGAAGAGGACAUAAAGACACCAGCACAGAUCAGUGAGCUGUUUGAUGCUAUCUCGUACAGCAAGGGAGCAUCUGUGCUGAGGAUGUUGUCAGAUUUUCUUACUGAAGAAGUCUUCACAAUUGGAGUCAGGACCUACCUGGCUGAAUUCGCGUUUGGGAACACAGUCUACACAGACCUAUGGGAUCAUCUGCAAAUGGCUGUUGUGGCUAAUAACACUGAGCUUCCUGACAGUGUCCAUAACAUCAUGAACACCUGGGUGUUGCAGAUGGGCUUUCCCGUGGUUACUAUAAAUACCAUGACUGGGGCUGUAUCCCAGGAGCACUUUCUGUUGGAUCCAGACUCUGAAGUCACUACUGAUUCUCCCUUUAAAUAUCAAUGGAUUGUUCCAAUCCAGUGGAUGAAGACUAAAGACAUCCAGGAACUGAAAUGGCUGGAGAGUAAAUCAGCCACAAUUAAUGAGAUGAAGACAACAGGAGCUGAGUGGGUACUGGCCAACCUCAACGUGGUGGGGUACUACAGAGUCAACUAUGACCAGGGCAACUGGGACAAACUUCUAAAUGUUCUGAAGACCAAUCAUGAGCUUAUUCCAGUGAUCAACAGAGCUCAGUUGGUGGAUGAUGCCUUUAACAUGGCCAGAGCAAAGGUCAUCCGUACAGAACUGGCCCUUGAUACCACCAAGUACCUGAAUAAGGAGAGGGAAUAUAUGCCCUGGGAGUCAGCGCUCACCAACCUGGACUUCUUCUACCUCAUGUUUGACCGCAGUGAGGUUUAUGGUCCCAUGCAGACUUACCUGAGGAAACAGGUCACCCCUCUGUUUGAAUACUAUGAGAAUAUGACUGAUAGCUGGAGCAAAGUACCUGAUGGACACAUGGACCAGUAUAAUCAGGUGAAUGCUAUCAGCCUGGCUUGCAGAACAGGCCAUGAGGAAUGCCAAAAUCUGACCAAGACAUGGUUCAAACAAUGGAUGGACACUGAUGAAAACCAGAUCAACCCCAACCUGCGCUCCACUGUGUACUGUAAUGCCAUCGCAGCAGGUGGCGCUAAAGAGUGGGAGUUUGCUUGGUCAAAGUUUCAGAAUGCCACCAUUGCUACUGAAGCUGAAAAACUCCGCUCUGCCCUGGCCUGCACCAAGCAGCCCUGGCUGCUCAACAGGUACCUGGAGUAUACUCUGAACCCAGACAUGAUCCGAAAGCAGGAUGCAACCUCCACCAUUGUCUACAUUGCCAACAAUGUGGUUGGUCAGCCUCUGGCAUGGGACUUUGUGAGGGCUCGGUGGUCAUACAUUUUCACACAGUAUGGUGGUGGAUCAUUCUCCUUCUCCAACCUCAUCAAUGGAGUCACAAAGCGCUUCUCCACUGACUUUGAGCUGCAACAGCUGAAGCAGUUUAAGGAGGACAACUCUGAGGUUGGUUUUGGCUCUGGGACCCUGGCAGUGGAUCAGUCCAUUGAGAGAACCACCAGCAACAUUAAAUGGAUCAAAGACAACAAAGACAAAGUUCUGAAAUGGUUUGAAGAUGAAGUAAAACCUAAGUACUAAAGUACUAACUAACUCUGUGUUUACUUGUACUUCAUGUAAUUUAAGAUGGUCCUUUUUUUCACCAAAAUAAAUUAUACUUGGAGAUUUUACAUCCUAAAUGAAAGCAAAUUUCGCUAGCUCUGCCUAGUAGUUUGUCAGUACCUGAAUCUAAACAUGUUAUUCUGCAAAGCACAAAUAAUGUGAUUAGCAGAAUAACAGAUAAUUAUUCUACCCAAAGCUGCAAUGGUAUUCAGGGAAAGAGACGUGACUGACAUGUUUGUGUUUCAGGCAUUAUGUUUCUUCAAAUUGAUUCACAUCAUUGUGGAUGGCCAAAAUAUAAAAAUGCCCAUUCUCGUUUGCAACAUACAUACAUACAUGCAUACAUGACUUUGAUUUCACUUAAUAUCUUAUUUUAUUUAACCUUUACUUAACCAGAAAAACAUUUUAAAAUUAAAAGUUUUUUUAAAAGGGUUACUGACAGACAACAUAGAACAAAAAUACAAAAUAAAAACAUACAGGUCUAAAACAAGCAAUAUAAAACACAAAAUGAGGCUGCUGCAAAGAAAAGCCAAAAAGCACAUUAAUAUGUAUUAUCAGUGAACCAUAAAAAAGAAAACAUGAUUACAAAGACCAGCUAAAAUACACCCUGACAUUGGCAUAUAGAUGAUUGCGUACAAAAAUCCUGCAACAGCACUUUGAAACGCCCGAGAGGAAUCGAGUGCAACUUUGAGUUCUUCUGCAGAAUAUUCCACAUAUAAGGAGCUGCAUACAUAAAUGCUUGUUUCUAUACUCUGUAGGUACCCUAGGUACAGACAAUAAAGACAUGUUCUGUGAACGAAGAGCAUAUCCAUUUUCAAUAUUUUGCUUGAUGUACACACACAAAUACAGACUUACAGUUAGUAAUAAAUCUCAAUGCACCAUGAUACGCAGAGUCCAGAGCAUGCAAACACUAGAAGGAUGGAGUCCAAACUAUCAUAUCGAGGAGGAGGAGGAGGAGGAGGAGGGCUGGAGUAGGGAGUCAGCAGUCUAGUUUUGCAGCUAGAUUUAUUUUAAACUCCUGAAAAUUAUAUGUGUCGUCAUAAAAUUAUAAUUUUGUUUAUCCAUGUCAAUCUGGGUAAAAACACAAGACAUAAUUAAAAAUGCCCCCUAUUUGGUAUUUCCUAAAUAUCAGCUGACCAUAAGAACUACCCUAAUUUUUUUACUUUUUACUUGACUCUGUAUGUAAUAAUGAGCCCCUUAAGUGCUAAUGCUUUGUAUACCAAGACUUUGUUUUUACAUGUCACUUUAGGCAUGAUUUCAAGUGACCUAAAUCUUGAAGAUACCUCCAAAACAAAAUAAUUUAUGGUAAAAAAGAAUUGUUAUUGAAGACAUUAUUUAUUGUUCAAAUUCUACAAAAGCGUGAUAUUUUCUGGUUAUGACAGCUGUCAUCUAAGAACAUCACAAGCCAGCCUGAGCCAAUGAUUUUAUUGUGUUUCUACUUUUCACUGGACAAAACAAGGAGAUCCCUGUCAAGGUGUUCUUCUAUUUAUUUAGAUCCAUAAAGCAAAUACUAUAGCCGUGGUCACACAUAAUACAUCCAAAAAAUUCAUUUGCUUUACAGCUAAUGCACAUUAACUACGUACAAUUUUGUAAACUGGAUAUAUGUAAAUAUGUGCAUCUUUAAAAAUGAAAUGGUUAAAUUUUCUAUGUCCUCAGGAUAUUGCUGUGUAUGUGAAAAAAGUAAUAUCCUUUUACAGACAAUGAUUUCCAUCUUGUGCUGACACCAGAUACUUUUACAUAUGUGAAGGCAUGGAUUGUACUCUACUCUGGAAAGAAGAAUAAAUACAUCUGUUAAAAGUU